This is a messenger RNA of Sapajus apella (tufted capuchin), 2490 nucleotides long. It is a transcript of the gene TRIM7, whose product is annotated as tripartite motif containing 7. Gene Ontology annotation, molecular function: protein binding; zinc ion binding. NCBI's taxonomy places the organism in Eukaryota, Metazoa, Chordata, Mammalia, Primates, Cebidae. The record is from RefSeq and is a predicted model, not a curated record. The coding region runs from base 65 to 1642 and encodes 525 amino acids. The transcript has 7 exons.
CCGCGUCCUGUGAGGUCCAGUGGCCGCCAGGGCGCGACCACACUUAGGUGAGUGGAGAGCGCACAUGGCAGCAGUGGGGCCGCGGACCGGCCCCGGCACCGGGGCCGAGGCGCUAGCGCUGGCGGCAGAGCUACAGGGCGAGGCGACGUGCUCUAUUUGCCUAGAGCUCUUUCGCGAGCCGGUGUCAGUUGAGUGCGGCCACAGCUUCUGCCGCGCCUGCAUAGGGCGCUGCUGGGAGCGCCCGGGCGCUGGGGCUCUAGGGGCCGCGACCCGCGGGCAGCCAUUCCCACUGCCCUGCCCGCAAUGCCGCGAGCCCGCGCGCCCCAGUCAGCUGCGGCCCAACCGGCAGCUGGCCGCAGUGGCUACACUGCUGCGGCGCUUUAGCCUGCCCGCGGCCGCCCCGGGGGAGCACGGGUCCCAGACGGCAGCGGCUGCCCGGUGCGGGCAGCAUGGCGAACCGCUCAAGCUCUACUGCCAGGACGACGGACGCGCCAUCUGCGUGGUGUGCGACCGCGCCCGCGAGCACCGCGAACACGCCGUGCUACCGCUGGACGAGGCGGUGCAGGAGGCCAAGGAGCUCUUGGAGUCCAGGCUGAGGGUCUUGAAGAAGGAACUGGAGGACUAUGAGGUGUUCCGGUCCACAGAAGAGAAGGAGAGCAAGGAGCUCCUGAAGCAGAUGGCAGCGGAGCAGGAGAAGGUGGGGGCAGAGUUCCAGGCACUGAGGGCCUUCCUAGUAGAGCAGGAGGGCCGGCUGCUGGGUCGCCUGGAGGAACUGUCCCGGGAAGUGACACAGAAGCAGAAUGAGAACCUGGCCCAGCUCGGGAGUGAGAUCACCCAGCUGUCCAAGCUCAGCAGCCAGAUCCAGGAGACAGCUCAAAAGCCUGAUCUUAACUUUCUCGAGGAAUUCAAAAGCACGCUGAGCAGCCUGUGGGAGGAAAGCGGUGCACAUAGGCCCUUCUCAGAGCCCCUGUCCUGCAGGUGCAGCAAUGUGCCUGGCCCCAAGCCAACCACAGUCUCUUCUGAGAUGAAGAAUAAAGUCUGGAAUGUUUCCCUCAAGACCUUUGUCUUAAAAGGGCUGCUGAAGAAGUUCAAAGAGGACCUUCGGGGAGAGCUGGAGAAAGAGGAGAAAGUGGAGCUCACCUUGGAUCCCGACACGGCCAACCCGCGCCUCAUCCUCUCUCUGGAUCUUAAGAGUGUGCGUCUCGGCGAGCGGGCCCAGGACCUGCCCAACCAUCCCCGCCGCUUCGACACCAACACCCGUGUCCUGGCAUCCUGCGGCUUUUCCUCGGGCCGGCAUCACUGGGAGGUGGAGGUGGGCUCUAAGGACGGCUGGGCUUUCGGCGUGGCCCGGGAGAGCGUGCGCCGAAAGGGCCUCACGCCCUUCACCCCCGAGGAGGGCGUCUGGGCCCUGCAGCUCAAUGGUGGCCAGUACUGGGCCGUGACCAGCCCCGAGAGGUCGCCCCUCAGCUGCGGGCACCUGUCGCGUGUGCGGGUGGCCCUGGACCUGGAGGUGGGAGCCGUGUCUUUCUACGCCAUGGAGGACAUGCGCCACCUCUACACCUUCCGUGUCAACUUCCAGGAGCGCGUGUUCCCGCUUUUCUCUGUCUGCUCCACGGGUACCUACUUGCGAAUCUGGCCUUGAGGGGCACUGCUCCGAGCUCCUGUCUCCGAGCUGCUGGUGGGAAGGGAUAUCGCCUCCCCAGAGCUCCCUGGUCCAUCUUGGGUCUGGCCUCCCUGCUCCAGACCCUGGUUGCUAUAGACACAACCCUGAAGCAGGAGACUGAGACUACGGCCAACUGAGCAGGGGAAGAGAGACUUUGGACUCUUGGGGGUUCCUUUCCUGAGGUCACAUAUGGAUUUGGCCAGAGCCCUCAGGAGGUGGAGGCUGGUGAGGUCAGGAGCCCAGCUCUCCAAAGGGCUUCUGCCCUGACUGGAAAGGCGUCUGACUCCCUAAAAAAAUGUCAAAGCCAGUCCUGCUGUUUCCCAUUGCCAGGGGACAGGUCUGGGCCCGCCUGCCAGGUUUGCUAUCAUGGCUGCUGCCUUCUGGAUAGCUGCCAGCUCUACCUUGAGAGGUUGUGGGACCUCUGGAUCCAGCUCGCCUGACAGGUCAUCUACUCAGGGAGGAGCCCUGUGCUCCCAGCUCAGAGGACAGUCUAGGCCAGAACUGGAAGGAGGUCCUUAGACCGUCUGUGAGAGAGAAGCCCAGGACAACAGCCAAUGGGUAUCACAGCUCUCCAGCACUCUUAGCCAGAAGAUAGAGAGUGAUAGGUGCGUCCUGACCAAAGCAACAACCAGCAUGUGCUCUCACAAACACCUGACCCCCCACUUUCCAGUGCCAAAGUAUAAACAUUUCUGGGAUAAGGAGAUCAAAGCUUCUGGGACUUUAUUUUUUUCUUUCUUUUUAAUUUUUUUUUUUUUUUUUUUUUGUGACAGGGUCUCACUCUGUCACCAGGCUGGAGUGCAGUGACAAGAUCUCAGCUCACUGCAACC